Oryza brachyantha (malo sina) is the source of this 1101-nucleotide messenger RNA. RefSeq lists its product as uncharacterized. The transcript has 3 exons. Lineage: Eukaryota; Viridiplantae; Streptophyta; Magnoliopsida; Poales; Poaceae. The coding region runs from base 318 to 887 and encodes 189 amino acids. The record is from RefSeq and is a predicted model, not a curated record.
CGGUGGGCGUCACGUCCCGCUUCCACUCCUCCUCUGCAUGCAUCUUCCUUCUUCUUCCCUUGGCUUUCGUUUCGUUCCGUUCCGUUCCGCCGCAACGCGCGCGCGCGGCCGCCGCCUGCUGAGUUCUCUCCAGUCUCUGCUCUGCUCUGCUUCGUCUUCGUCACGCGCGCGGCGCCGGUGAGCGGUGGCGGGUCGGGUGCGUGAGUGUGUGUGGUCGCUGGCCUGCCCCGCCAUUGCGGUUCUUGGCCAGGGCGGGAGACUCUCUCUCGCCUUCUGAGAUUUUCUCCCCGAUCCGCGGGUGUGGUGGUGCGGCGGCCAUGAGGUUCCGUCUCCGCAAGAAGGCGGCGCCUCCGAGCGGCGGAGGCGCCCGGCGCCCGCCCUCUCCUCCCGCGGCGGCUGCUGCUGGCGGCGGCGGCGGGAAGCCCGUCGUCGUCGCCGACGCGAGCCCAGAUCAAGACAGCGCGACGAACGGAAGCAAAGAUGAAUCGUUCUUCGAGUCAAGACCAUGGUUAGAUUCCGACAGUGAAGAUGAUUUCCACAGUGUGAGAGGAGAUUUCACUCCAUCAAGAGGCAACACCCCAGAUCGUCAUAGACAGUCACCAUUCGCAGGGAGAAUAUCUGUCGAUAGAUCAGAGCCAUCUUUGGCUGAAAAGAAGCAGAGGCUCCUUGAACUCCUCCAGGAGAAGCAGCAAUACGACGAUGACGAUGCUGGUGGCGAGACAGAAAAUGGCGCCGUCCAUGCUGAAGAGUACCUGAAGUCUUCGAAGAGAGGCGCGAAAGCGAGCAAGGCAUCCAAGAUAGGCUGCUGCUUCCCAAGCUCUGUUUGGAAGAUCAAAUUCAGGGGCUGCAGGAAGAAGAGGAAAGAGCAGGAUGCUAAGCUCAACUAGCACUGUGAAGUUGAUUUUCGUUUUCUUUUUUUGUGAUUUUCUGUGAAAAUCGUUUUUACGAGAGCGAGGGGAACAUAUACUUUUUUUAUCCCCUGAAAUGCUUCAGCUGGAAACAAAAAAAAAGUAUUUUGAAGUGGCUUCUUAUUGUGCUGUAAAAACAAGCAAUAUAGAUAUAAUUGUAGGGUGAAAGCAUACAUGGUUACUUGUUUUGUCA